Messenger RNA from Gadus chalcogrammus (walleye pollock), 3196 nucleotides. RefSeq names its product trace amine-associated receptor 1-like. Lineage: Eukaryota; Metazoa; Chordata; Actinopteri; Gadiformes; Gadidae. The transcript is spliced from 3 exons. The record is from RefSeq and is a predicted model, not a curated record. Gene Ontology annotation, biological process: adenylate cyclase-activating adrenergic receptor signaling pathway. Gene Ontology annotation, molecular function: trace-amine receptor activity. Gene Ontology annotation, cellular component: membrane. The coding region runs from base 1057 to 2040 and encodes 327 amino acids.
UGGACCUGAGUGCGAGCAGGUGUCAGCACUCAGGCCAAUCAGGGAGUGUUUGUACUUAUGUGCCUGCUUUGUGUUGUAGUGAGGAGAAAGGAAUCCAGGAGAAAACGGACCAGAGAGAUCCAGAACGGACCAAAGAGAUACUCUGAGAGAACCUUUGUUAUAGUUAAAGUAUUUUUGUUUGGCUUUAAAGACAAUAAAACGAUCUCCUGCUGAGGGACGACAACUCUGCCUGCUCUCACUCAUUUGGAACCCGUUACAGUUGUUACUUAGGCUCCAGAGAUAUGACAUAGAAGUGACGCAUGUUCCUGGAUAUGACAUGGUGCUUGCCGAUAAAGUAGAGCAUACUUGCCUGAGAGCACAACAAAAGGGUCAGUAGAAGCUGAGAUUGAGACCAUUGAGAUGGUUAAUUACUUUCCUAUCUCAGAGGAGAGAAUCUGCACAAUCCGUUCUGCUACAAGAGAACACAAAAAAAUGCAGACACUGCUCAAAACCAAUCAAAAGGGAUGGCCUCAAAAAAAGAACGACACACCAAGGGAUGUCAGACACAACUUUUCAUUCCAGGAGGAGUUGAGCGAUCAAGAAAGGAUCAUCUAAAAGGGAGAGAGCUAUGAUUCCCAACUAACUUAGAAGUGAGAUCACCCCGCGUAUUCACUCCUCCACUCACCUUUUGGUAGAGGGAUUCCUCAGGAGGGCCAGAGAAUGUGUUUACUGACAAGGAAUGAACAAUCAUAUAAAGACAGAAUAUCAAAGUGUGACAUAUGCAGGUUAGUGGAUAUAAAACAACAGAAAGAGACACUACAUCCACAUGACAUAGGGUGAACCUCAUCCCUUGGGUAUCCACAAAGCAACAAUAAGGCAGAGUAUGCCAUGAAAACUGCGAAAAGUUUGUUGCUGAAAGCUGAAGCAGCAGGUUAAGACCCUUACCUGGCAGUGCUGGAUCACCUCAACCCAGUCAAGGACUGAAUGCAGAGCAAUCUAAGAGAGUGGAAUGAUAACUUAUAUAAAGCCCAUCCUGCUAGUAGCCACUGAGUUUACCUCUGCAGCUGAUUGAGGCCGAUGGAGCCGGAGUUCUGCUACGGGAAUGGCUCUUGUGUGAGGACGGUCUACCCUGUUGCUGCCCGCGUCACACUCUACUUGGUCCUGGGGUCUGCGGUGGUCUUCACAGUGCUGGGGAACCUCUUUGUGAUCGUGGCCAUUUCUCACUUCAAACAACUCCACACGCCAACCAACUACCUGACCCUCUCCCUGGCCAUAACCGACCUCCUCCUGGGGGUGAUGGUCAUGUUCCCCGGAAUGAUUCGCUCCGUUGAGAGCUGUUGGUUCUUCGGGGAGAUGUUCUGCAGGCUAUUCAUCAGCUCAGACGUGUUGCUGUCCACCGCGUCCAUCUUGAACCUGUCCUUUAUAUCCAUAGACCGCUAUUAUGCCGUGUGCCAGCCUCUGCUCUACCCCCGUAAGAUAACGAUUCACACGGCAGUCGUCAUGAUCCUGGUCACAUGGUGUGUCUCUGCUGUGGUCGGCUUUGGAAUGAUCUUCCUAAAGCUGAAUAUUUGGGGAAUAGAGGAGUUCUACUAUAACAAAGUGGCGUGUGAGGGAGGGUGCUUUUUGUUUACGACUGGGGUGGCCAGCACACUCUCUGCCAUUAUCUCUUUCUACAUCCCCGGGGUCAUCAUGCUGGCCAUCUACCUGAAGAUCUACAUGGUUGCCCAGAGACAAGCACACAUCACAGGCCUACAGAACACCAGCUCCUCCAAGGUGGACAAACACCAGAGAAAAGCCACCAAAACGCUGGCCUUCGUCAUGGGAGUGUUUCUGUCUCUCUGGACGCCGUUUUUCCUCUGUUACAUCAUUGACCCCUACAUCGGCUACUCUGUUCCACCGGCCUUGUUCGACACUCUCGUGUGGCUGGGGUAUCUCAAUUCCACCAUCAACCCAUUGGUGUACGCCUUCUUCUACAGUUGGUUCAGGAAGGCGUUUCAAAUGAUUGUUUCUGGUCGCAUCUUUCGGUCGGACAUGUCAGACACAAAACUUUUCUCAGAGUGACAGUGGUUUGAUGUUGAGGCCUCCAAGAAGAUGUGGGGCCAUGAAAAUAAAGGCUUAUCAACUGAUGGGUUGAAAUUCCAAUAAAUUACAAAUGUUUGUCCCAUUAAAUCAGUCAUCAUAAUUUAGUCAUCAUUAAAAUAAAUAAAUACGAUUCAUUAAACCCAAAACCAGCCAAUUCUGGUAUUAUUUAAGGUACUAUUCAUGCUUUAAUCAUACUAUUCAAGUUUCUCUCGCAGAAAUUCCUGGUGUUGUGUCUUGUUGUGUCUUUACAAAUGCUUACUUAAGUGUUUGAUGUUAAACCCUGCUAAACCCACCCUGAAUCAUUUGCGUUCCGAAUUUUAGGAUGUUAUACUUCCACACCUGACAUGACCACAGGUGCACAGGUAGCUCUCACAUGGUAGCUCUCAUUCUCACGCAACCAAUUGGCUACUAUUGGCGUUAUCACGUGGCACAGAUUAUAUUUUCUGUGUUGUUUCCAGCAUUCUCGGAAAGUAUCUCCCCGACAUCAAUGCUGUGUAUCGGGACAGGACAUCCAUAGUUCAUUUAAAAUCAAUAAUGUAGCAUGGUUCACUCGAGUCCACUUUCUUUAACUGCAGAAACCUCAGAAAAGUGGAAAACAUGAAUGAUGGUUGACUUCAAACACUUGAAUUGGUCAAUGGCUAUAUGUGAAUGUUGUUAACUGACAAAAUAUAAAUCAAAUCUUGGAAUAAAUCUAUGGAAGAUCAGAUGUGUCUUUCUCUUCCCUACAUUUCCAUUCAAACUACAUUUCCAUUUGAAGUCCUUAAUCUUACACUGAUGAGCUUGUUAUUUUGUUUGACAUUGUACAUAUGUAGCAAGGCAACAUUUUCCCUUGAGCAAGGUAGAAAAAAGUAUGAAUUUAAUAAAGUCAUUAAAAUACAGCGUAAAAUGGUGUUGGCGUUAUGUGUCUCUUUCUCAACACAUCUUCCCGUCAACAUUGUCGACGUUGACAUUUACAGCCUUUUCUCAGAGAUUGUGAUUGCAUCUGGCCACAUUGUCUAGGGAAAUGGCCCAGUCAGAGCAGAGGCUGACUGUUUUGACCCUGACACCAUCUGGAAAAGAUAACUUAUAUAAAGCACAUCCUGCUUGUAGCCACUGAGUAUUCCUCUCUAGCUGACGGAGGUAAGCCCCCACUUAA